Messenger RNA from Teleopsis dalmanni, 378 nucleotides. RefSeq names its product glycine-rich protein 23-like. The record is from RefSeq and is a predicted model, not a curated record. Bases 1 to 378 code for a protein of 125 amino acids. Lineage: Eukaryota; Metazoa; Arthropoda; Insecta; Diptera; Diopsidae. The transcript has a single exon.
AUGAAAUUCUUACUUUGUGUUGUACUGUUAGCCACUUUGGCUAUAGUACAUAGUUAUCCACAUCUAGCGGUUCAGGAGCAGCUGGAAACUUUGGAUACUGUAGACCAACCACUUAACGUUGAUGUUGAAGAUCAGCAAGUACGUGUAGCUCGUGGAUUCGGCGGUUUUGGUGGCUUCCCUGGUGGUGGUUACGGAGGUUAUCCAGGCGGUGGUUUUGGAGGUGGUGGUUUUGGAGGCUAUCCAGGUGGUGGUUAUGGAGGUUUUCCAGGUGGCGGCUUUGGCCGCUAUCCCGGUGGUGGUUUUGGUCGAAGAGGUGGUUAUGGUGGUGCUUCAGCCAGUGCAUCAGCAUCAGCUUCUGCAAGUUCAUAUGGCAAAUAA